GCAGCAAAUAUCGAUAAUUAUUUCAGUACAUAAAGUUAUUUUAGUACAUAGAGUUAUACACGAAUGAAUAGAUCUGCACUUCAAUUGUAGUUAUUUUUUUGUCACACGGACUGUGAGGUGUUUGAUUUAUGAAUCAUAGUGGGGUUGUGAAUUGAAAAUUCCGGAAGAGGAUUAAAUAAUCUACAGCAGGUAGCAACUUCAUGGUAAAUUAUGAAGAAGGUCAAAAGCAAAAAAACUCAAACAAAGAAUAUAAUCAUUUAAAUUGUGAGUUUUUGCCUAUGAUACCAAUGCAGUAGUUUGAAAUGAUCGAUUCGUUUAGGGAGGUAUUGGUUAUACAAUUUUUCAUAUUAUUGAUAAUACCAGAGGGAACCCCCCAAUAUGAAUCUAGUCCCUGCCCAAAAGUUUUCAGUUAUCGAUAUGACCAAGAAAGAGGUCUUUACGGGGUUGUUCGAAUUGUCAACAACCACAACAGUCGAUUACAGCUGAAUAUCGAAAUGGUAUUAGGAAAUAGAGUUCAGGGCUACAAUGGUCAUAUUGAGCUCUCCAAGAACAAAGAAGAAGUUAUACAGGAUAUCGUCAACUACAGACCAAUUAUAUACAAAGUAUUUUUUCCUGCCUGGAGGAGAAUACCCCCACAGAUCACAAAAAUAAUCGUCAACGGCGAUCUGAUAUGUAGCGGACCAAGAAUUGGAAGAAAUCUUGUGCCCGUUUUAACUACUAUAAACCUCCAACACACAACGAAAGUUGAUAUCCUACCGCUAUCAUUUUCAAAUGGACCAGAUGGAAAUAAUAUUUUUCAUCCUGGAGAUGAGGUUUCCCGGCCGAAAUUUGAUAGGUUCAGUCCGUCUAGUGGAUUUGAAAAUGAUUUUAGGUUACCAAGGACUGAACAGCAGGCAGAUAGAUUACCACCAGAUGAAACAACUCCAAGUCGACCUGGGCUCAAUUCGGGACAACCGAUUAGUCUACCUAACGACAGAAGAAAAACCUUUCCGGUAACAUAUAUUCCAGAAGACAUAUCCAAAGAACAAGAUGAAAUCUUCAAACUGAAUCCUAAUAAUCCAUUCUUCUUUCGGUCUAUGGAUGACCAUUAUGACGUAGAGAAUACCUCAGAAAUCAAGUCACCUAUUUUCCGUGGCAAUCCUUUCUUUUUAACAACAAUGGUGAAGUCGAAAACAGAACCCAACCCAGUAACUACCUCAACUCUUCUAGAAGAACAUGUACCUCCACUAACUAAACGAGGCCCCGGAGAAUCAGUCAACUCUAAGACAGUUUUGACAGAAAUUGGAAAAGUUUCCUCUGAUAUUGCUGAAGUCGAUAUACCGUAUGAAAACAUUUGCGGAAGGUCAGUCUCUACGAAUGAAUUGGUGGUGCAUGGGGAUGCGGUACCAAGGGGAGCCUACCCGUGGCUGGCAGCAAUCUUUUGGGUGAAGCCAACUGGGCUGAAUUACAUGUGUAGCGGUUCACUCAUUUCUGAUAGACAUGUAGUUACAGCUGCUCACUGUGCAAAAAAAGACAACAAAGUGCUCCAACCCAAUGAGCUUCUCGUAAUCCUGGGAAAACUGAAUGUUCAAAAAUGGGUGCCGUCACAUGGCGAAAGAAUAGUUGAACCAGAAGCCAUCCAUGUCCAUCCAGACUACAUGGCGUUUUCUGGUGACGCCGACGUUGCAGUAUUAGUGCUUAGCGAAAAAAUGGAAUUUACCAAAUAUGUGAGACCAUUGUGUCUAUGGGAUGGUAACUCCGAAUUAGAAAAAAUUGUAGGGAAACAAGGGACAGUGGUAGGAUGGGGUAAGGAUGAAGAUGGGAAUCUUAUGACUGAAGAACCUAAGCAAAUCCGUUUACCAAUAGUUAGUCAAGAAACAUGCUUGCGAAGUUCCUACCAAUUUCAAUACAUCACGUCUAACAGAACAUUUUGUGCGGGUUUUCGAAAUGGUUCCGGACCAUGCAAUGGAGAUAGCGGAAGUGGAUUCAUCAUGCAGCGCCAUGGAAGAUGGAUGCUGAGGGGAGUUGUUUCAACAUCAAUAUCUGACAACCGUGAGAGGACAUGUGAUCUAAGCAACUACGUUGUCUUUACAGAUACUAGUAAAUUUUAUGAUUGGUUUUUGUCUUUCAUUAAAUAGAAAUUUAAAGUACA
This is a messenger RNA of Leptinotarsa decemlineata (Colorado potato beetle), 2131 nucleotides long. Its product is annotated as serine protease gd. Gene Ontology annotation, biological process: proteolysis. Gene Ontology annotation, molecular function: serine-type endopeptidase activity. The record is from RefSeq and is a predicted model, not a curated record. NCBI's taxonomy places the organism in Eukaryota, Metazoa, Arthropoda, Insecta, Coleoptera, Chrysomelidae.